Messenger RNA from Choloepus didactylus (southern two-toed sloth), 1361 nucleotides. It is a transcript of the gene EGFL8, whose product is annotated as EGF like domain multiple 8. Gene Ontology annotation, biological process: anatomical structure development. The transcript has 10 exons. The coding region runs from base 157 to 1038 and encodes 293 amino acids. The record is from RefSeq and is a predicted model, not a curated record. Gene Ontology annotation, cellular component: extracellular region; cell surface. Lineage: Eukaryota; Metazoa; Chordata; Mammalia; Pilosa; Megalonychidae. Gene Ontology annotation, molecular function: calcium ion binding; signaling receptor binding.
CUUCUUUGGUUUCUAUGAUGCAAAUGAGACGGUCUUGGAGAUGGAAGAGCAACUGCCCUCCCACCAGUCUGAGCUAUUCCUGCUGAGGCUGGUCUGCCUGAAGUCUCCCAGGAGAGAGGGGAAACCAGCCCGCAGAGUCUGGAGUCAAGGAGAAUCAUGGGGUCCCUGGCUGAGCUGUGCACUUUCUUAGGCGGAUUCUCAUUCCUCCUGCUGCUGAUGCCAAGCGAGGGGGUCAAGGUUGAAUCUCUCAAAGAGAGUCAGGGGGUGUGCUCCAAGCAGACGCUGGUGGUCCCUCUCCGCUACAACGAGUCCUACAGCCAACCGGUGUACAAGCCCUAUCUGACCCUGUGCGCUGGACGGCGCGUUUGCAGUACCUACAGGACCACCUACCGCGUGGCCUGGAGGGAGGUGAGGCGGGAGGUCCAGCAGACUCACGCCGUGUGCUGCCAGGGCUGGAAGAAGCGGCACCCGGGGGCGCUCACCUGUGAAGCCAUCUGCGCCAAGCCCUGCCUUAACGGAGGCGUCUGCGUAGGGCCAGACCAGUGCCAGUGCGCUCCCGGCUGGGGGGGAAAGCACUGUCACGUGGACGUGGAUGAAUGUAGGGCUAGCGUCACCCUCUGUUCGCACCACUGCCUCAACACGGCGGGCAGCUUCACCUGCAGCUGCCCCCGCGGCCUGGUGCUGGGCCCAGACGGUCGCACCUGUGCGGAGGGAUCCCGGGAACCCCCGACCGGCGCCAGCAUUCUCAACGUGGCCGUUCGGGAGGCGGAACCCGAGGAGCGCGCCCUGAGGCGGGAGAUUCGUGAGCUGCGAGGGCGCCUGGAUCGGCUGGAGCAGUGGGUGGGUCAGGCUGGGGCCUGGGUCCGAGCGGUGCUGCCCAUGCCACCUGAAGAACUGCUGCCCGAUCAGGUGGCCGAGCUAUGGGGCCGGGGCGACAGGAUCGAAUCUCUCAGCGACCAGGUCCUGCUGCUGGAGGAGAGGCUGGGCGCCUGCUCCUGUGAAGACAACAGCCUGGGCCCCCGCCUCAACCGCACAUGAGGAACCUCUGCAGCAUCCCUGCCCCCUAAUUUAUACUGAAACUGGACCCCUAAUUCUCUGAGACUGGCCAGCUGGGAAGCUGCCGAUAAGGCUGUCAGUCACGGAGAAGCAAGUGGAACUCUGGAGAGUUGAGUAAAGGGGGAGGUGGGUUGCUCUGGCCUGGCCUGGAGUAUUCUAGCUGGAGGCAGGUCCAGGUUGCCUCCACGAGGACCUCCUCUUCAACCUCUAACAAACGCAGCCAGAAAGCACCCAGAUAUCUCUCUCUUUAUUCUCAGUUUCUUGCUGUUAUCCAGAUAAUUAAUAAAAAUCAACCACGCAAAAAA